CGCCCACUUUAGAUCUCGCUUGUCUUUUUCAGUGAGUGCUGGUAAAUCCAAUUCCAUCCCAGGCAAAUUAACUCCCUUGUUCUUUUUGAUAGGCCCGCCGUUCAAGGCUCUACAGACUACAAACUUUCCGUUGGGGUCAAUCUCUUCCACUUUCAAGGCAAUCAAUCCGUCGUCCAACAAGACCAACUUGUCAACCGAAACUGUGCUACAAAUCGAUUGGUAAUCAAUGUUGAUUUUUCGGUCUGUAUCGCCUUCUUCUGGAAUGGGUUCUCCGCUGACAUCUUCCACAGUUAAGAUGACCUUCGCAUCUACUUCGAUGUUGACAACAUCUUGGUCUCCUGGCAAGAUUCCCGUUCGGAUUUCUUGCAAAUCAUACACAAAAUGAGGAAAAUUCGAAAUCGAAUUGAAUCAGUCGCGCUCAUAUUCAGUUUGCACGAACAAGCUUCACGGAUGGCAGAUUUGUUCGUCAGUUUCUGCUAUGAGAAACAACAACACUCACCGGGACCCUUCGUAUCGACCAAAACAGCACGUAAGUUGUGCGGCAUGCCUCCUUUUCCUGGAGAUAUGGAUACGGAAUCAGUAUGGCCCUUGGUUUCUCGCACCAUUUUAAAAAGGGUUUCAGGGUAUGUAUAGUCAGCUCCUGCGUGGGAAAAAUUUAGCCGGGCAACGUGCAUGCCAUUCUUUAUCAGUUUCUGCAUUUGCUCUGGACUGUCUGUUGAUGGCCCAAUGGUACAAACAACUUUGGUCAUGGUUCCUGUCCUAGGUGCCUCCUUCAAGCGCAAGAGCUCAGGAAUCACGGGCUUGGAAUCGUCGGUAAACCGACGAGUUCCGACGGGUAUUUGAGCUGCUGGAAGCAGACGCUGCCAAGAGGUGCGCGACGCCAACGAGGCACAYGCUUUUCUAGAAAUGGAAGCCAACAUGGGCAUGUUGUGUACAGCAGCAAUUGGAUUCUCGCUCGUUCUGCUUUCAACGAAUGAGAAUAUCUGGAUAUAGCGAAUACUUCGAUACCCUUCGAUAUUACGUUCGAUACGAAUUAUUACAAGAAAAAAUACAGUACUUCAUUUUAUUUUCUUGCUUAUUUUUUGUUUAAUCUCGACAAUGGCUUCGUGACACGUAAACUCGUUUGAAAUUCUUUCAGUCUUCUAGAUGCUUUUAKGGAGAAUAUCUUGUGAUGACAUCACGUACUAGUACGUACUUACUCGUAUGUACUGUACCAAACAGGUUGAAAAGCAAGGAUGACUGGAAUCCGCAUUAUGACUCAUGGUACUCGCACUACUAGAAAAGUAAGUACGUACCCAUCGUUUGGCAGGUGUGCUGGGGGAAGAGUCAUACCACGGUGCCAUUACGAACCGUACUCGGACAUUUUAGCUUUUUUGAGAUCAACAUAAUCGACUCAUUGGACUGAUUUGGAUUGAAUAUGCUUCAUACUAAUGGGUAGGGUACGAUAGUAUUACUGUACGUAUUGUAUCUUGCUGGUACGAUUAGUGAUUAGUGAGACUAGAGACUACUACGUACGUUUGUACAGUACCAGGUACGGUACAUUACUUACGGUGGACGUGUUGCUGGGAAUAAUUCUCGUGCUCGUCAAGUCGUCCUUUUACCUUCUAGUCCAAUAAGCACAGUCUAGUACCGGUACAACGAUGACCAGUUCAUCGUUACUCGUGUUGUUUUUGUUUUUACGAAGUACAGUAAAGAACUGCAAGUUCGUAGUCUAGUAGGUACCAGUACUUCUAGUACCGGUAGAUCUGUAGCAAUCCUCGAUGAGACGAGUGUCGGGCAUCUAAUAUGUUCCAUGCGGUACCAACUUUGGCAAUGGCGAUCGACAACCGAUUACAGUAAGCACUCGAGUGAAAAAUUAACAGCAUAUCUCACUCGAAACCAUGCCUCGAUUAUUUCUGAAACGAAGCCAGGCGACGUCUGGCAGUGGAACAAAAUCGACUUCGACGGGAGGGUCAAGCAUCACGAACCCUUUUCGUCGGCGGCGAAACAAAAAGACCGACCGAUUUUUGCAGGAUCGCACCAAACCGGUUCAAGGAUCGGAGGCGGUCGCCGUAGAAUCCCAGCGAGUGAACGCGAAGACAUUUAAUUACCCCGAAGUUGGAUUCGAAACAUGGAUCGAAAAUUCCCUGCUGUACACAAUGAUCCGAGAAUCAAGCAUUUUUCCAGCGGAAACAGUGCUAACAGCAAUAGACGAAGAAGAGUAUUCGCAAUACUUUGUGCUAAACGAAAAGGAGGAGGUCAAAAUGGAACGAAGCAUACUUGAUGACUACGAUGAUGACGAUGAUGACGUCGACGAGAACGACCUAGAUGCCGAUCAAAAAGAACCAGAAGCUGCAAAAGUUUCCUAUGCUCAGCUUACCGCUUUGUUGGCAUUGGCCGGAGAAGAAUGGUCUUCCUCUUCCGAAGUUCCGCAACGGAUCUGUAAUGCGAUUAGCAAAGAAGUCAUAAAGUAUGCGAACAAACACAAUCUAGACCGUGAACAGGAACUAAAAGAGCUACUCGAUCCGCUGAUCGAUUAUGCCAAAGGACGGGGACGAAAACAGAUGUUUCAAAUGCUCCCAUGGUUUGCGGCACUGACCGUUUCCACGGUAAAUCCCCUUACUUUUUAUGCAACGUAUGUGUCAAUGCUGGCUGCAAAUUCGGAAAACUUGAACAAGGGCGACCGAGCAGACAAAAAUACUAUCGACAUGGCGCAAAUGGGAAACCGGCACGCCAAUGUUGAAAAGGCGAGUUUGUUGGAUGAAGACUAUUACGACGACGACGACGACGACGGCGAGUAGUAGUGGGGGCGCAGGUCUACGGAAGAAGUGGGGAGAAUGAAAGAUGCAGAGAGAUGCUUGAGCCGAGUAGAACGAAAGUGCACCAAGUAUUUGAAAAAUGUGAUGGAAUGCACAGAAUUCACUUUGUUCCAUAUUUCUCAUUUCCAACUUUCGAAGGGAGGAAAUCUAUCCUUCAUUUCUCCUUCUAUGUUUUAGCUCUGCAGUAUUCUUUGAUACAUUUUAUUUAAUUGCUUGAGCCAUCGCAACAAUCGACAAUGUCUCAGAACAGUAAUUGACAAACAAGCCAAGAUCUGCCUUUGUUCUACCUUUUUCUCCUGUGGGUAUACCAGUAACAUUACAGACAAAAUAUGACGUGACGCAAGAAGAUGGAAGUAUGAACAAAAGUCAUCUCAUCCAUUUACGACGGUAUUAUUUGCAGCAGAAGAUAAUGCUAGAGUCGUAGCUUUGAAAACUUCUACUAAUUCAUAAAUUGCUGUCGUGCAUCUCCGUCCGCAAUUAAUACAUUAUAUUCUUUGCUUUCUAGACAAAAGAAUAACCCCGAAAGCCUAAUACACCAUCUAUUUGCCA
Pseudo-nitzschia multistriata is the source of this 3347-nucleotide messenger RNA. Lineage: Eukaryota; Bacillariophyta; Bacillariophyceae; Bacillariales; Bacillariaceae. The record is from the annotation of a GenBank genome assembly.